CUAAAAUACCGGCUAUAGAAAUAUAAAUUUUAAGACGCGUCGUAGUAGAUAGACACAUGGUAAAAGAAAAAGAAGUUGCUUGUAUUCGUAUCGCUAGCAAAAUGGCUGAGGUAAAGUCACGUAGGGUUGCUCAAGCAGAAGAUUUAUCAAAUGUGGAGUUUGAAACAAGUGAAGAUGUUGAAGUUAUUCCUACGUUUGAUAAUAUGAAUCUACGGGAGGAAUUACUAAGAGGGAUUUAUGCAUAUGGUUUUGAAAAGCCAUCGGCCAUACAACAAAGAUCUAUAAGACCUAUAAUGCAAGGCAGAGAUGUGAUAGCACAGGCACAAUCUGGUACAGGAAAAACUGCAACUUUUUCAAUCGCUAUAUUACAAUCUUUGGAUACGGAAGUACGAGAAACACAAGUACUUGUCCUUUCACCAACUCGAGAACUUGCUACUCAGAUACAAAAGGUUAUUCUUGCAUUAGGUGACUUUAUGAAUGUGCAAUGUCACGCAUGCAUAGGAGGUACAAAUCUUGGAGAAGAUAUAAGAAAGCUCGAUUAUGGGCAACACGUAGUAUCAGGCACACCCGGCAGAGUAUUCGAUAUGAUAAAAAGAAGAGUACUUCGUACUAGGGCUAUUAAAAUGCUAGUACUUGAUGAAUCCGACGAAAUGCUUAAUAAAGGUUUCAAAGAACAAAUUUACGAUGUAUAUCGUUAUUUACCACCAGCAACGCAAGUUGUCCUAGUGUCAGCUACGUUGCCGCAUGAAAUUCUUGAGAUGACAAGUAAAUUUAUGACAGAUCCUAUUCGUAUUCUUGUAAAGCGUGAUGAAUUGACUUUAGAAGGAAUAAAACAAUUCUUUGUCGCCGUUGAACGCGAAGAAUGGAAAUUUGAUACACUCUGCGAUUUAUACGAUACUUUAACUAUUACUCAAGCAGUAAUAUUUUGUAAUACAAAGCGUAAAGUUGAUUGGCUAACGGAAAAAAUGAGAGAAGCCAAUUUUACGGUAUGUUCUAUGCACGGAGAUAUGCCACAAAAAGAGAGAGAUAAUAUUAUGAAAGAAUUUCGUUCUGGACAAAGUCGAGUCCUAAUAACAACUGACGUUUGGGCCAGAGGAAUAGACGUCCAGCAAGUGUCGCUCGUCAUUAAUUACGAUUUACCUAACAAUCGUGAAUUAUAUAUCCAUAGAAUAGGCCGAUCAGGCCGUUUUGGCCGAAAAGGUGUUUCCAUUAAUUUUGUCAAAACUGAUGAUAUCAGAAUCUUGAGAGAUAUCGAACAGUAUUAUUCGACACAAAUUGAUGAAAUGCCUAUGAAUGUAGCUGAUUUAAUAUAAGACACAUAUGCACAUA
Messenger RNA from Vespa velutina, 1329 nucleotides. Its product is annotated as eukaryotic initiation factor 4A-III. Bases 57 to 1313 code for a protein of 418 amino acids. Gene Ontology annotation, molecular function: RNA helicase activity; ATP binding; mRNA binding. NCBI's taxonomy places the organism in Eukaryota, Metazoa, Arthropoda, Insecta, Hymenoptera, Vespidae. The transcript is spliced from 5 exons. Gene Ontology annotation, cellular component: nucleolus; catalytic step 2 spliceosome. The record is from RefSeq and is a predicted model, not a curated record.